UACUUUCUUUAUCUUGUGUGGAAUCAAAAACUCUUCUCUUAAAGCAUUUUAAGAUCUCCUAACACCCCCACAAUUAAUUUGUGGCUCUAAAUCUUUCUUUCUAUUUUGAUGACUUGGCAUUUCACCUUCAUUUACACCCCCACAAUCUCCCAAUUCCUAUAUAUUCUCUACUCUCACCUUACAACAGCUGAUCAUCCUAAAAGUCAGGGAAACAACAAACAACACAAAGAAACACACACAACAACAAAAGAGAAAAAAAAAAAAAAAGACAGCUUUUUUUUUUAUAAAAAUUUUCUCUUUGUUCUAGUAAAAAAAAUAUGUCAGGAACAAAUAUUAUGCUUUUUGGGAAGAUGAUUCAAUUGGGUUCAAAUUUAGAGGAGGAUGUUGUUAGAUUCGUCUCGAGAAUUGAGCAUGAGGUGGUCUUUUCAGAUGAUGAUUGUGGAAGUACUGGUUUUGAUCAGAAGAUUCUCUGCUCAGAACAGAAUGAAAACAGGGGAUAUCAUGAGGAAACUACAACAGAAGAAUCAAUGGAAACCAAGGAAAACCGAGAACCAUCAUUAACCUCAGUUUUAGAAGUGUCAAAAACACCAACUAGCCCUUGUUCAACUGAUACCGGGAACCCGGAAACUGUUACCAAACAGCAAGUAACUUCAUCAGAAGACCUUGUUAAGAAAAACCGAGAUCAAAGUGAUCAAGGAAGCAGUAAUUCUAUGUCAUCAGAACAAAACAAUUUGAAAAAACCUGAGAAAAUUGUCCCUUGUGCUAGAUGUAAUAGCAUGGACACAAAAUUCUGUUACUUCAAUAACUACAAUGUUAACCAGCCGCGUCACUUCUGUAAAAACUGUCAAAGGUACUGGACUGCUGGUGGUUCCAUGAGGAAUGUUCCUGUGGGUGCUGGUAGGCGGAAGAGCAAGAAUUCCGCGGCUUCUCAACACCGUCAUCUAGUGUUUCCUGAAGGUUCUGAUGGGUUAAUCCAUCAUGUUAUGAGACCUGAUGGAACUAUACUUGCAUUUGGGAUGGAUUCAUCUGUUCCUAAUCAAUCAAAUGCCUCAAAUGGGUUCUUCAUUUCAGAGAAUAGUGAGAAGAAAAGUUCGAAUUGCAGCAUUAUUGAGAAUAACAGUAAUGGAAAGAUUGAAAGUUCUCAGGCAAUUCCCUGCAUUCCUUAUGGUUGGAAUCCAAUUCCUUGGCAGUCAGGAUUUCCUGUGUCAUUUUACUCAACGCCGUCUUGCAAUCUGCAAUGGUUAUCAACCCCAUCAAUGAAUUCUGAUCAAUCUUCAUCAAAUUCUACUUCCCUAGGCAAACAUUCUAGGGAUGAGAAUGAGACUACUUUGAAGCUGUCUACCUCUGACAGAAGAGAUCAGUCAGAAGAAAAACAGUUACAUAAUUCAAGAGUUGUAAUACCAAAGACAUUGAGGAUCGAUGAUCCUUCCGAGGCAGCUAAGAGCUCGAUAUGGACUACUCUCGGGAUCAAGAACGAUCAUCACGUUGGUUCUUUCAACGGGAGAGUUUCGUUUUUUGGAGAGCUACAACAAGCUAAGGGUGUUAACCAGGGUAUUGAUACAUCCUCUUUGGUUUUGCAAACAAAUCCUGCUGCAUUCUCAAGAUCCCUGUCAUAUCAUGAAGUUGCACAAUGAGAAACUACUGAGUGAGUAGUAGUAAAUUUUCAUGUAAAAGUAUUAGAGGCAGAGUGAGAUUUGAUCAGUAUAUCUGUAACUUAGAGAAAUUUUACUGAGAUUGAGGAUACAUGUAUAUGUAUAUGUAUAUGCCAAAGUAGCUGCACGAAUGAGUGAAGAAAGGAAGGAACUAAGCUAGAAAUCUUGCCAUAAUAAUGGCUUCUUAUUAGCUUUGAUAAUCCUAUCCCCCUCCCUUCCUCAUGUAGUCAUGUUCCCCAACCUCAUACAUCUGAGUUUGUAUAUAUAUGUACAAUUUUUUGAAUAAAUAAUUUCAUCUGAUACUAUA
This is a messenger RNA of Beta vulgaris subsp. vulgaris (sugar beet), 1959 nucleotides long. RefSeq names its product cyclic dof factor 1. Gene Ontology annotation, biological process: regulation of DNA-templated transcription. The transcript is spliced from 2 exons. Lineage: Eukaryota; Viridiplantae; Streptophyta; Magnoliopsida; Caryophyllales; Amaranthaceae. Gene Ontology annotation, molecular function: DNA binding; DNA-binding transcription factor activity. The record is from RefSeq and is a predicted model, not a curated record. Bases 318 to 1634 code for a protein of 438 amino acids.